This is a messenger RNA of Racocetra fulgida, 999 nucleotides long. The record is from the annotation of a GenBank genome assembly. NCBI's taxonomy places the organism in Eukaryota, Fungi, Glomeromycota, Glomeromycetes, Diversisporales, Gigasporaceae.
AUGGAAAAGUCAACACCUCUGCGUUUCUACGAUUUUAUUAAGGAUUUUGAGUUUGAUUAUUUAAAUACGUUACCAGAGAAAGCAUGGAAAGAUCUGGAAAAAGCCUAUACUUGUCAUCUUAAUACAGUAGAACAGACAGAAGCCGUAAAAAAACUAAAGCAAAUGUGGGAGAGAAAAGUACAAGCUGAUUCUCAUAAAGUUGCAUGUCAUACUAUAUCUGCUAAUGUGGAGAAAGUUGGAAAAAAUAUCAUAUCAUGGACAAAAACUGCAACAAAUGAUAAUAGUCAAAAUCCAUUUUAUAUUUCGGGAGUCUUGAAUGAUAAUGAAGGCGAUGAACAAAAAGAAUUUGCACCUUCAAUUGAGAGUAAUAAGAAAAGAAAUUAUGACGGAGACAUUUUAUCAGCUGGUGGCACGAUGGUAUCUUCAGAAGAUAUCAAUAAUAUUCUAGAAAAUAUUAAGGCUAAUUAUGAAGAAAAAGAUGAGUUAACUGACAAUGAUGUUGAAAGAAGUUUAGCAGAAGCGGACAUCAUCAAUAUAAGUUCGGAUAAUCCUCCAAUAAAUAGAGAACUUUUCAAUAGAUUAAAAGAAAAAGCGCAUUCCCAACCUCCACCCCGCAUCAAGAUUGAUGGACUUAAAAAGAAUGAAAAUGAUGUUCCUUCAUCUAAAUGGCGUCGUGAAAUAGUUUACCGCGAUAGUAACGCCUCUGCACGUAAGGCAGAUGGUAUCCUUUUUAAUUAUGGAAAUAUCACUCAAGAAUUUUUACUUUUUGAGAAUAUCGGCCCACCAUUAAAGACCCAAAAUCCCAAGUAUAAUGGUGAUCUUUUAAAAUGUUUUCGAAACUCUGUAGAUUCGAUUUGCAAAACUUUCUGGAAUGGAAAUGGAGACAUAAAAUUUGCAAAGAAAUACUACGUAUUAGCAUAUGUGUUGUAUAGUAAGUUUUUAACUAUCGUUUUCUGUUCUGUUGUUAUACUGCUGGCUAAGAUUUUAUUAAAAAUAUAG